UGUCUACAGAACUCAUAUAGAGCGCUCCAAAACACCAACUGUGACUCCAUGGGGACUUUAUGUUAGAGUUUACGAUACUUUUAAUAUUUCUUUCUGUUGAUUAGUUUUUUUUUACAUUCCAUUUAUUUCCAAAUUAAUCUGCACCACUAAAUAUAUGGACGUAAUUCUUUUAUGAGUUGACGUAUGCUAUCUUUCCCCUCGGUUCAUGUGCGCAGUACGCAGCUGAACUUGAACACACCUAAAUUGUUAUGACAGGUUUUCGAUUCAGCCAAUCAGAGAGCGUUUGACGCGAAUUCACAUCUCGCGAUAACUACCCCCUGUGACGCGCCUUGCGUUAACAGCUUGAAGUAAAUGUAGAAGUUAAUGUUAAUAUCUGGAAUAAGUUGAGGUUAGCAGAAGCUUGUAAUACGGUGGCGGUUCUUUCGCAGCCAUGAGACGAAGUAAGGCGGACGUUGAACGCUACAUUUCUUCAGUGGAAAGCCUCUCUCCUUCUCAAAACCAGAAACCAGCCAAAGGAUUUUUAUUUGCAAAAUUAUAUUUUGAAGCCAAGGAGUAUGAGCUUGCUAAAAGACACGUAUCAGCAUAUUUAACAGUUCAGGUCCGGGAUCCGAAAGCACAUCGAUUCCUCGGUCAACUUUAUGAACUGGAAGGUGAAAUUGAAAAAGCUGUUGGAUGUUACAAGCGCUCGGUGGAUCUGAACCCAGCCCAGCGUGACCUGGUUCUGAAGGUAGCUGAGCUGCUGUGUGGUAAGCCGGAGCUUGACAGCAGGGCAGAAUUCUGGGUGGAGAAGGCUGCCAAGCUUUUUCCGGGUCACCCUGCAGUCUUCGACCUAAGGGAGAAACUGCUGAAUGUGCAGGGGCAGCAAGGCUGGAACCAGCUUUAUGACCUGCUGCAGUCUGAGCUCCAGCUGCGCCCUUCCGAUGCCCACGUUAACCGCAGAUUGGUGCAGCUCUACUGCAUGGAUGGACAGUUGGAAGAAGCGGCUAAGCACUGCUUGGCUGUGGAAAACACUGGUGUCUUAAGACACAGCCUGGACUGGUACACCACUGUUGUCCAAACACUUCAGGAAUACGUGGCUCAACCAAGUGUAUCUUCUAAUGAGAAGACAUGGCGCAAAUUCCAAAAGGAGCUCUUGCUGGCUCACUGUAAUCUGCUGAGGCUCACACUUUCUGAAAAAGAUUGCAGAGAAGGCGUGAACGCACUUCAGACUUUUGACCAUGCUAUGCAGUCUUUAAAGAGCACUGCCUCAAAAGCCAUGGACGAGCUCCUGGAGGUGUUCACAGAAAUGAGAGCUCAUCUGUAUCUUUAUGCUGGGACGCUGCUGCUGAAGAUGCCCGUGGAAAAACAACAGCAGUGGAGAGCUGUUGUUGAUUCAGCAGCCCUCUGUUACCUUCUGGCUUAUCAGGUUCCAGGACCAAAGUCUGAGAAAGGUGAACGCGCAUCACCAAAACCUCUCAAGGCAUUAGCUUGUUACCGUCAAAGCCAAGCAGGCCACAUGCUGCUGAAUCUACAACAGGAUGUGAAGGAGGUGGUGGAGGUGUCUGGGAACAGAAUCGGGCAGGAGAAGCUGUUUGAGUUGCUUUUCAGUAAACAAGACCCUGUGGAUCUCUCGUUCAUCAGAAAUGACAACAUCUCCAUCAUCAGCACACAGUCACCGGACAUACACGAGCUUGCUAAGUGGGACAGUGGUUCCAUCUUACACUGUGGGGAUUUACAACACCUGACAUGGCUUGGAUUGCAGUGGUCAAUGAUUGGCCAGAGACCUGCACUGAAAGACUGGCUUAAGCAGCUCUUUCCUCGUCUCACUCUAGAGACAUCCAAACUGGACACCAAUACUCCAGAGUCAAUCUGUCUGCUUGACCUUGAGGUGUUUCUAUGUGGUGUGGUAUUCACAAGUCACACCCAGCUGCAAGAAACAGCAAAGAUUUCUGCUACUUCUCAGCUGCAUGAGCCAAGAUGUUUACCUUUGCAGCUCAUGAAACUCUUGUCCACAGAAAGGCAGAGAGAGUGGUGGGAUGCAGUCUACAACCUCAUUCAUAAAAAAGCAGUACCCAAUACAUCUGCUAAACUACGAAUGAUUGUCCAACAUGGCCUGAACACACUGCGAGCAAGAGUGAAACACGGUCUUCAGCCUGCGCUGCUCAUCCACUGGGCCAAACAUCUCAGUAUAAUGGGUGAUGGGGUGAACUCCUACUAUGAUCAGAAAGAAUAUGUUGGCCGUAGUGUGCAUUACUGGCAUGUUGUGCUCCCCUUGCUUGAGAAAAUUGAGAAGAGACGCAGCAUUCCAGAACCUCUCGAUCCAUUAUUCAGGCAUUUUGCUAGCAAGGACCUACAGGUUUCUGAAAUUAAAGGCUAUGAAGAGGAAGCUAUGAUAGCAUUCGCUACUAUUCUUGACAUUGAGGGCAAAACUGAUCAGGCUAUCUUAAAGCUUGAGCAGCUCAACUGCAUCUCUUCCUACUGGCAUCUUGCUCGGAUCUAUCAGAGACUCUCUGAGGAGGCAGGAAAUGGAGUUGAGGAAACUCAAGACAUGUGCUUGAACUUUCUCCAUCAGUUCAAGAAGUACUUAUCAAAGGUCUACCAUGCCAGUGCAGAUGACAUGGAAAAGCUUCCUGUGUCAAUGGAGGAAAUUAUGGACUUGCUCAAUGAUGUCAAUCAGCAGCUUGGAGAGAGUGGAGAGGCUGUAGAUGGAGUUCAUGAAGGACUUCGAAUGACUUCAACCCCGCAAUCCUUCACAGGACCAGCUAUGGCUGCUUCUCAUAAAUUCUUAAUGUCGUCUCCAGCCAAAAGUGUACUCUCUCCCUCCAAGAGAUCAGUGUUUUCUCCCAAAACACCCCCUCACUGGGUGGAGGAUCAGAAGUCAAUUUUGCAGAUGCUCUGUCAAAAAGUCGAGGCCUUGAAGAAUGAGGUUCAAGAUCUGAGGUACAAUUCAUCUGGGUCAACUGAGUCCCCAUUUCAAAGAGUAUAUGGAAGGAAUUAUGCAGCAGACGCAUUUCAGGAACCCUUUUCAGCGACGCAAUCGCUCCAUGGAGUGCCACUUACUGUUGCCACUACAGGUCCUUCAGUAUACUACAGCCAAUCCCCUGCAUAUAAUUCACAGCACCUUCUUCGCACUGCUGCUAAUGUAACACCAUCCCAGGCACCCGUCUAUGGAAUGAAUCGUCUCCCUCAGCCGCAUAUGUAUACAUCCCCUCUUCAAACGGGAGUAUCCAGGUACCCUCAAGAUCAGGUUUUUGGUACCCCUUUCAGGUUUGAGUCACCAGCUACAAACGUGCUGUCCCCGUACAGUGAAGAAUAUUACAGUCACAAUGUUUCUCAACCAUCUACCAAUCCAACAUUGCCAGAGCCUGGGUACUUCACUAAGCCAUCUGUAAUACCUGCCCAGUCCUCUAAGAGCAGUGAAGGCAAGUCAGUGGACUUAAAGAUGAGCGUUGGCCAGCAAAAUCCAGUUGAAACCUCUAAGACUGGGGCCAGAUCUGCCUCCCAAAUGACUCCAACAGCAGCUGCUUUCAAGUUCAAUUCAAAUUUCAAAUCUAAUGACGGUGACUUUACUUUCUCAUCUGCAGAGGUGAAAAAUAACAGUGAAAGCCUCUUGGGGCUUCUGACUUCAGAUAAUCCUUCCAGAACCGAGGGCCAUUCAGCCUUAACGUCUCAGUCGCAAGACCCUACACCCAGCCAUAGUGGGGUCUUUACUUUUGCUAAUAAAAAUGCUUUUUCAUUUGUUGAUGGGACACAGGGUAAAACAACUCUUUUUGGAAAAUCUGGAAAAGCAUAUGACUCUGCAAAUGUGACCAAGCCAGUGACUCGGGAGGAAAGUGAUGAGAAAUGUGUCGAAAGUGAUGACAGCACCCAUGUUGAAGAGGAUGAGGAUGGUCCGCAUUUUGAGCCCAUUGUACCUCUGCCCAAUAAGAUUGAUGUAAAAACUGGGGAGGAGGAAGAAGAAGAAAUGUUCUGCAACCGAGCAAAAUUGUUCCGUUUUGAGACAGAAGCGAAAGAAUGGAAAGAAAGAGGUAUUGGAUCUAUUAAAAUCCUAAAGCACAAAACAUCAGGUAAAUAUCGAUUGUUGAUGAGGAGAGAACAAGUUUUAAAAAUAUGUGCAAAUCACUACAUCACUGCAGACAUGGUUCUGAAACCAAAUGCUGGGUCUGAUAAAUCAUGGGUAUGGUAUGCUAUAGACUAUGCCGAUGAAAUGCCAAAGACAGAACAGCUGGCUAUUCGUUUUAAGACUGCAGAUGAAGCAGCUUUAUUCAAACAAAAAUUUGAGGAAGCUCAGAGAGCUAUUCGUAAACAUCCAGAAAUUCAAGAUGAACUGAAGGAAACUGAUUCCAAGCCUUCAAAACCUGAAACUAAACCAGCUGAUGGAUUUAAAAGUACUCUGGCUCCCUCAACAGGAGCCUUUACUUUUGGACUUCGUGGAAGUUCUAAGGAUGCCAGUGAUGCCAGCUUCAAGGAAUUUGGAACCCAAAUCCCUUUUUCCUUUAAAUUUGGAACACAGACAACUGUUACUCCAUCCAGUAAGGGUGAUUCAAAGUCUGGUCAAUGGGAAGCUCCAGCAGAUCGUUCUAUACCUGAGCAAAGGUCAAAUUCCUCUGUCCAAAAAAUCAGUAGCUCAAGUGUUCCAACUUUUUCAUUUGAGUCUGGAUUUGGCUCUCAGUUUGUUAAAAAACCAGGACAGUGGGAUUGUCCCUCGUGUGCAGUGAGGAACGAGGCUUCUGCAACCAAUUGUAUUGCAUGUCAAACCUCAAAUUCUUCAUCCAAAACCACUUCUGCACCAGAAACUACAAAACAGUCUAUGAGUUUGCAAAAUCCAAAUCAAUUGAAGGAAAAUGAUUCCAAGCUUUCUACCUUUGUGGAUUCUAGCAAAAAUAUUGAUCUGAAAACACUUUUUGCUAAGAAGGAUGGUGAAUGGGAUUGUAAUAUCUGUAGUGUAAGAAAUAAAUCCUCAUCUAAAGAAUGUGUUGCUUGUAGCAGCCCCAAUCCUUGUGGUGAUUCCAAACCUGAAUCUAAACUAGCUGAGGGAAUUAAAAGUGUUCCUGCUCCUACUUCCUCAACAGGAACAUUUACUUUUGGACUUGGUGAAAGUUCUAAGGAUGCCAGUAAUGAUGCCAGCUUCAAGGCAUUUGAAUACCAAAUUCCCUUUUCAUUUAAAUUUGGAACACAGCCAUCCAGUCAGGGUGAUGCAAAAUUGCAGCAAAAUUCAAAUUCCUCUAUGCAAAAAGUCAGCAGCUCUUCAAGUGUUCCAUCAAGUUUAUCACGUGGGUCUGGAUUUGGCUCUCAGUUUUUUAAAGAACCAGGACAAUGGGAUUGUUCCACAUGUGCAGUGAGGAAUGAGCCUUCUGCAAGCACUUGUAUUGCAUGUCAAGCUAAACCCACUGCUGCUCCAAAAUCCACCAAACAGUCUGCAAGCUCUAUUAGCUCUGGAUUUGAUAAGUUUGUCAAAAAAGAUGGUCAAUGGGAUUGUGAUACCUGCCUGGUCAGGAAUGAGGCAGCUGAAACAAAAUGUGUUUCUUGUAAUACUCCAUGUAGCAGCAGAAAAAAUGAAGCACAAUGGGAUUGUGAUGAGUGUCUAGUUAGGAAUGAAGGCACAUCUAGUCAUUGUGUGUCUUGCCAGAAACCUAAAGCUGGUACUUUUCCAUUUGGUCAGGGUAGGAAAGAAACCACACCAACAACUCAAGUUGAAACGUCUUCAAGCAGUUCAAAAUUCUCUUUGUCAGUGCCAGGGUUAACCAGAUUUGGUCUUAAGGGCUCUGAAUCAAAGCCAGCCAACAGUGGAUCUGCCUCAAUGUGUCUGAAAAACAUUGCUGAACAACACAGAGAAAAAGAGGUAUCCGCCUCAUCUGUCCAGUCAGUGAGUAAUCCUAGUAAUGAUGACUGUCCGCUGAUUUCAGGAAAGCAGAAUGCAUCCAGUUUUGCAGACUUGGCACAGUCUUCACAAGGUAACUUUCAGUUUGGCCAGAAGGAUCCCAGUUUUAAAGGAUUUCCAGGGACUGGUGAGCAACUUUUUACCUCAUUUCUGCAAAGCCAAAAGCCAGACACCUCUGUUGAUCAAGAAGAGGAAGACCUGUAUAAAACUGAAGAAAAUGAUGAUAUUCAGUUUGACCCUGUGGUUAAGAUGCCUGAGAAAGUUGACCUUGUUACAGGGGAAGAGGAUGAGGAAUGUCUGUACACAAUACGUGCUAAGCUUUUCAGGUUUGAUAAUGAAACUCAUCAGUGGAAAGAACGGGGGGUUGGAAACCUAAAAUUUCUUAAAAAUAAUCAAAAUGGGAGGCUUAGAGUUCUAAUGAGACGAGAGCAAGUGCUGAAGGUGUGUGCUAAUCAUUGGAUCACUACUACAAUGAACUUAAAGCCCCUUUCUGGCUCAGAUCGUGCCUGGGUAUGGUUAGCAAAUGACACUUCAGAUGGUGAUCCCAAAUUAGAACAGUUGGCUGCCAAGUUUAAAACUCCAGAACUUGCAGUAGAAUUUAAGCAAAAGUUUGAGGAGUGUCAACGACUCCUUUUGGAUAUUCCUCUACAGACCCCUCAUAAACUGGCUAAUUCAGACCGAACAGCAAAUCUCAUACAGAAAGCUGAGGAAAUGAAAUCUGGUCUUAAGGACCUCAAAUCAUUCUUGACUUACGACGGAAUGAAAGGCAAGCAUGAGGUAAGCGAUGUUACAAGAGCAAAUGAUAUCUCAGCACUCUUUAGCAAACCCCACAGUGAGGGCACUGGACCCACUUUGGAAUGGGGUAAUUAUGAUUUACAAGAAGAUAUUCAUGAUGAAAGUGCUGAUACAUCUGUAUAUGCUUCUCCACUAGCUAGCAGUCCAUUGCAAAAAAAUUUGUUUCGUUUUGGAGAACCAUCUACUAAAUUUAGUUUCAACUUCCAGCCUAUUCUUAGUCCCUCAAAAUCCCCAGCUAAGCUGAAUCAGAGUGGGACAUCUGUCGGAACAGAUGAUGAACAAGAAAUAAAUCAAGAAGAGGAAAGAGAUGGCCAGUACUUUGAACCAGUCGUGCCAAUGCCUGAUGUGGUUGAGCUUUUAAAUGGAGAAGAGAAUGAGCAGAUAGUGUUCAGCCACAGAGCAAAGUUGUAUCGCUAUGAUAAAGACCUCAGCCAGUGGAAAGAAAGAGGUAUAGGAGACAUCAAAAUUUUACAAAACUAUGAUACAAGGCGUACAAGGCUUGUGAUGAGACGUGACCAGGUUCUUAAAUUAUGUGCAAACCACUGGAUAACCUCAGAUAUGAAACUUGAGCCGAUGAAAGGAUCAGAAAAGGCAUGGAUCUGGAGUGCGUUCGAUUUUGCUGAAGGAGAAGGAAAGGUUGAACAGUUGGCUGUGCGCUUUAAAUUGCUGGAGACUGCAAAUUCUUUCAAAGAAUUUUUUGAGAAAGCCAAGGAUGCCCAGGAAAAGGAAACGCUUCUUGUGUCUGCUUCCCCUAGAGAAGUCUUGACCUCCCCCAAAUCCCUGUGUGGUAAAGCUGCUAUUGCGGUGCUUGAGGAGACGACUAAAGAAAAGACUGAACAGCCUUCUGAAAGCACUCAUGCGCCUGCAGUGACUCUCAGUCCGCACAACACCUCUAAAACAGUGGUCUCUCCCCCCAAGUUUGUCUUUGGAACAGACUCUGUGCAGAAAAUUUUUGGAAGUCCAGUAUCCUCUAAACAGAUGGUUUCUAGUCCACCUGCAAGUCCUGAAGAUCAGGCAUCAGGCAGUGCUUCAAGCUCCAAAACUGCUGAAAGCAAGACGAUAUCUCCAUUCAAAGUGCCAGAAAAAGUUUCUUCUAAGACUCAGGAUGACGUAAGGACUGCUGGCGACAGUUAUGACUCUGAUAUUGAAGUUUUGUUUGAACAAAAGCCAACUAAGGAGCAGGCAGAACUCUCCCGAAAGCUGAUGCUGCCGUCAACGUUUUUUAUCUACAAAAAUAAGCCUGGAUAUGUGAGUGAUGGUAGUGAUGAUGAAGAUUAUGAGACUGCUGUGAGAAAUCUGAAGGGAAAACUAUAUCCUGAUUGUGCCACACCUGGCUCUGCUCAAGCCAGUAGAGAUGCAGUGGAACCUGAGUGUGUGCUUGUCUGGGAGAAGAAACCAACAUUGGAGGAGGAGAGAAAGGCCAAGAGCCUUCAGCUGCCUCUCACCUUCUUCUGUGGUACUAGUAGUGAUGCAGACACUGAGCCUGACAGGCCAGAAGACUUUGGAACAGAGCUACAAAAGGUCCAGCAAGCUCAGAGUGAAAUAAACAGGCAAGAGAAAACCAUUGAGAGCUCCUCCGACCAGCCUGCUACAGCUGAUAAUGGCAGUCCUAUUGACCUCUCUACAAAGACCCACGAAGCUGAAACAUCAACUGACUCAAAUACCACUCAAGGUCUUCCUGCUUUCACAUUUGAUUCUCCAAGUUCAUUUACAUUUGCAGAAUUGGCAAAGAAAUCUGGGGAAUUUGCCUUUAAAAAAAAAGACUCAGACUUCUCCUGGGAAAAUGCUGGGAGAGCAGUCUUUAGCACCACUGCAACAGCUUCGCGAAAUGAGGAUGAAGACGAGGCGGCCAGCGAUGAAGAUGUUGCUAACAAUGACAUUCACUUUGAGCCCAUUGUUUCCUUACCUGAGGUUGAGGUGAAGUCUGGUGAAGAAGAUGAGGAGAUUCUUUUCAAGCAGAGGGCAAAACUGUUCAGAUGGGAUCGUGAUUUAAACCAGUGGAAAGAGCGUGGAGUUGGUGAUCUGAAGAUCCUCUUCCACCCACUGAAAAAGGUCUAUCGUGUCCUGAUGAGGCGUGACCAGAUCUUAAAGGUGUGUGCUAACCACACCAUUACCAAGGAGAUGGAGCUGAAACCCAUGAACAACGCUACUAACGCACUCGUGUGGAUGGCUAACGACUAUGCAGAGGGUGACGUCAAGGUGGAGCAGCUUGCUGCCAAAUUCAAGACCCCUGAACUCGCGGAGUCCUUCAGGAAAACCUUUACAGAUUGUCAGAGGUGCAUGUCUCAGGUGGACUUGGCCCAAUCUUCUAAAGUCAUGGAACUUUCUAGGCAAAGUAAUCCAGAGGUAUUUCUCACUGUAGCUGCUGACGGUGAGCUGAUCGGCAAGAUCACAAUAGAGCUAUUUUUCAACAUCGUCCCUAAAACUGCAGAAAACUUCAGAGCGUUGUGCACUGGAGAGAAAGGGUUUGGCUACCGGAAUUCCAUCUUUCACAGGAUCAUCCCUGAUUUCAUGUGUCAGGGUGGUGAUAUAAGCAAACAGGAUGGCUCUGGUGGAAGGAGUAUCUACGGGGAGAAGUUUGAGGACGAGAACUUUGACGUGCGCCACACAGGACCAGGUAUAUUGUCCAUGGCCAACCGUGGCAGACACACAAACAACUCUCAGUUUUUAAUCACGUUAAAGAAAACUGAGCAUUUGGACUUCAAACAUGUUGCUUUCGGCGUCGUCAAAGAUGGCAUGGAUGUGGUGAAGCGAAUGGGAGAGCUGGGCUCUAAGAAAGGCGUACCAAGCAAAAAGAUAACAGUUGUAGACUGUGGACAACUAUAGUUCUUUUCUUCAUACAAGAAGUCCACUUGUGAAGGUUUUUAAUGUUCUGCUUGUUUUUGUUUGUUUAUUUUUGUCUUGAGUUUCUCCUUAUUUGAAAUGUGACUGAGGGACAACCAAAGGUCUAAGCCUAAUUUUGUGGCGUGAUUUUGUUUAUUUUCAAGGAAAUAUUAUGGCACUGAUGACCGAUGUAAGAAUGGGGGUCAGUCAGUGAUCUACAGAGAGUGAUCAUUAUACUGAUGUGCUUCCUGAUGUGACAUCAUGACAAAUAGACAUUUGUUUAAAAAAGCUGUUACGGAGGUGAAGCCAAAGAAUUAGACUAAUAAAAGCCUAACUUCCUGCUAUUUUUUUUCAAGCCAACUGCAGGUGGUUCAUUAGGCUGUGUGCUAAAAUCUGUGUUGCAGGUUUGAUUCAGUUACACAGCUGGAUUAAACAGCAACAAAUUUGGAUAAUCUUAAACAUUCAAUUUUGUGUCUUUUUACUCUAUAGAUUUUUGGAAAUUGGGCUUUUUACAGCAUUGUAAAUUCUACAUUUUCUGCUUUUUUGGCACUAUUAAAGGUUGAACACUGA
Molecule: messenger RNA, 10048 nt
Organism: Ictalurus furcatus (blue catfish)
Lineage: Eukaryota; Metazoa; Chordata; Actinopteri; Siluriformes; Ictaluridae
Gene: ranbp2
Product: RAN binding protein 2
Exons: 28
Coding region: 431-9481 (3016 amino acids)
Biological process (GO): protein folding; protein peptidyl-prolyl isomerization; NLS-bearing protein import into nucleus
Cellular component (GO): cytoplasm; nuclear pore
Molecular function (GO): peptidyl-prolyl cis-trans isomerase activity; GTPase activator activity; protein binding
Source: RefSeq, a predicted model, not a curated record